UACACCUAUUGGCAACGGGUCUGCUCAACAGGAUGCUAUUGAGGAGAACAGCAGGUGUGUGUUUCCGCUGCAGCUCCUUAUUGCACAUGAUUUCCAUCCGCUGUAUCAACUAGCGUUGUGAUCAAAGUGGGGAUGGUUGGUGACUCUCAGAUCGGGAAGACCAGUCUGAUGGUGAAGUACGUGGAAGGGAGUUUUGACGAGGAUUACAUCCAGACGCUCGGCGUCAACUUCAUGGAGAAAACGAUUUCGGUCAGACGAACGACGAUCACAUUCUCGAUUUGGGAUCUUGGAGGGCAGCGCGAAUUCGUCAACAUGCUGCCGUUGGUCUGCAAUGAUGCAGUCGCCAUAUUAUUCAUGUUCGAUUUGUCGCGAAAGUCAACGCUGAACUCGGUCAAGGAAUGGUACCGCCAGGCGCGCGGUUUCAAUAAGACUGCUAUCCCAUUUCUGAUCGGCACCAAGUUUGACACAUUUGCUACCUUCCCGCGGGACGAACAGGAGGAGAUCACUAAGCAAGCCAAGCGCUUUGCGAAGGCGAUGCACGCAUCGUUGAUUUUCUGCUCCACAUCGGCAUCUAUCAACGUACAGAAGAUAUUCAAGAUCGUCCUAGCGAAAGCGUUCGACUUGAAGUGCGUCAUCCCUGAGAUAGACAGCACGGGGGAGCCAAUACUGUUAUAUGUCGAUGUGUGAUAGAUCACCACGAGAUUAUCCCUCCCCUUUGCCACCGCGCAUUGCGUCUCUUUUAAUCCCCGUCCUUCAUCUCCCGCUCCUGCAUAGUCCAGAUCCAGAUCCAGUUCUCAGCAUCGAUCUCCGUUCCAAUGUUCAUCUACUC
This is a messenger RNA of Cantharellus anzutake, 829 nucleotides long. Its product is annotated as putative small monomeric GTPase. The transcript has 5 exons. Lineage: Eukaryota; Fungi; Basidiomycota; Agaricomycetes; Cantharellales; Hydnaceae. Gene Ontology annotation, molecular function: GTP binding; GTPase activity. The record is from RefSeq and is a predicted model, not a curated record. The coding region runs from base 133 to 687 and encodes 184 amino acids.